AUUUCUUAGACAAUAUGACUAUGUUUUUAAUUUUUUGUGUGUUUUUUAAAGCACUAAUCCUCAUAAAAAAGUAAAUAUUUUUCUGUUCCUUCUUACAGCUUUUUCACAAGGUUUUACAUUCUUGAUUGCACCUAUUAGCUGCCUGAGGAGAAUCAUUACAAUUUACAGUAAUUUAAUACUAAAAAUAAUUUUAACAAUGCAUGUUAUCUGCUACAUAAGAAAGUAAUUAAAAAAAAAUGGAAAACAGUGGUAUGCCUUAUACAUUCUAAACGGCCCAGCAGAACAUUUAAGCACAUGUGAAUAGCAGAACAGAAAUGAGCACCACAGCAUAAAAUUCAGAACUCCCAUGUUGUGCUUUCAGAUCAUGGGGACCACAUCUGCAGUCCUGAAGCAGGUAAUAUGUAAAAUCUAGUGGGAAGUGUUUUGAACUGAUCAGUUAAGAAUGUCAUGACCGGAAAGUAGCAAAUGUGGGCCUGGCCUUGUCCUUGAGGCAUUUAACUGAGGGCUUGCAGACUGAGACUUGUCUUCUAUACUCAGAUGUCUCCAGAGGUCAAACCACGUCAUGAACAGCUCGUGCAAUCUUCACCUCUCUCUCUAAGUCUCUGAUGUUAGGUCAGCUGAACGUGGACUAUAAUUCCUCAUCUUUGAAAAGAAGAAAAGUGACCUAACCAACCACAGACCCUGAAACCUGGUCUCAGUCUCACUACAAAGCUUUGGAAAAACUCAAAUUUGCUGUAUUAGUUCCCGAAAACAUUUGAUAUGGUAUCACGUGGGAAGGAAUGAGCAUAUUUGGGUUAGGAGAGAAACUGAUAAAUGAGAUAGCCACAAAUAAGGUUGAAAAGAAAGAUGUCAGGCUUAAAGGGUUUGGUUUAGGAGGUCUUAUUUGAUAUUUUUGUAGUAGUGCUGAUAAAAUCAGUAAGAGUAUGGUCAUGAAAUUUGGAAAUUAGAUAUAUUUAAGAAUCACCAUAAAUGUGCUGCUUUUGGUUGGGAUGGAGUUAAUUUUUUUCACAGUGACUCAAAUGGGGCUGUGGUUUGGAUUUGUGCUAAGAAGAGUGUUGAUAAUGCAGGGAAUUUUUAGUUAUUGCUGAGCAGAGCUUGCAUGGAGCCAAGACCUUUUCUACUCCUCACCCCACUCCACCAGUAAGUGGGCUGUGAGUUUAUGGGAAACUGGGAAGGGACAUUUGGUCCCUGGCCCCAGCUGACCAAAGCAUAUCCCAUACCAUGUAGCAUCAAGAUCAGUAAAAAAGGCCAGGGAAAGAAGAAGGGAGAACAGUUCAAAGUCAUGGUGUUUGUCUUCCCAAGUCACUGUUACGUGUGACAGGGCCCUGCUUAUCUGGAGAUGGCUGAACACCAGACCGCCCAAGGGAAUUUGUGAAUGAAUUUCUUGUUUUGCUUGGUUUGCUGCACGGCUUCCACAAGUUUUCUCACUUUGGCACUUCCAAUUCUUUCCCCCAUCCUGCUAGUGAGCGAGUGAGGGAGCAGCUGCAUGGUGCUUAGUUUCCAGCUGGGAUUAAACUACUACAAAAAGUAUCUCAGGAGAUGGAUUUCAUUUAGGUAUUAAGGUCAUUGUGUAAGGCCCUGGUAAAAUCUCAUUUGGGGUACUGUGAAAACCAAAUCAAUUGUUCUACAGCUGAGCUAAUGAUGAACUAAGAGAGGGCUAGAGGGAAGUUGGGUUCAUCACCAGAGACCUUGAGAGCCUUUCAAAAGAACAGAUCUUAGGAUGGCUCAGCUUGUUUACUGCAAUAAUACAAAACCAGAGAGGAGACACAAGUGGUAUCUAUUAAUAUAUCAGAAAAUAAACAUGAAGGAUAAAAAGCAUUUAAAUAAAGGGGAAAGACACAAGAACAAACAGAUAUGUACUAUUCAGUAAUAAAUAUAUCAGGAAACCAGAAUAAUGUUUGUAGUAAUUACUGCAAUUGACUAAUGAAACUGCUUUUCCGUGGAAUUAGUGGGAACAAAAAUAUUUCUAUUUUUAAUAUGGCACUUGAUAAAUAUAUGAAGUGAUUGUACAACAAAGGUUUUUUUUUUGUAGUGGCAGGGAACUAAUCCCUGUCAUUCAGGAGGAUCUUCCUGUUCUGUGUUACCAUGCCAAUUCAUAGUACAAACAGCAGAACAUUUUGUCCAGAUUUGUGAUUAAUAAUAUGGGAACAACCUGUCAGUUUUUUCUGAAUAGUAGACAAGGUUCAGAAGUCCUUAUGAAUGCAACAGUUAGAUUGCAUUACUGUGACUGCAGUAAAGCAUAUGAUGUCAGCAUUCUAUAGAAAAGAACAGAAAGAAGGAAAUAAGCAAAAGAACUUUUAAGUGAGAUGAAAAAAGCCCAGGUAAGUUGUAGAUAGUUCUUCAAGGAUCAAGUCACAGGCCCAGAACCCUCCUUGGAUACCAGCACAAGUAUGUAUCAAAUUACAUCCUGGUUUUGUGCUGUGUUAUGCUUUUGUGGUACAUAGUGUUUGAAUUUAGUCCUUACAACCGUUAAGAGCAGCCUGGUCUGAAGCUGGUCCACUUAGCAGAGCCUUAAAGUCAGUGUGCUGCACUUCCUUAAUGUGCAGCAGUUAAUGUGUUAAUGUGUUAAUGCGUGGACUGGCCCAGAGGUGCCAGCAGAGCUACUAACCAGUGUUAACUGAUGUCAUGUAAUCAGUCCACAACUUGACCUCAAAAAAACAGAAAUAGAGAAAUCUGGUCUCCUAUAUGUUAUGAGUUGAAGGUAUUGAAUUUUUUGACAUAACACUAGAUUUGUUUCAACAGAGAGCAAGUUUAUGCCAACAAGCUCAUGCCAGCAGGGAAUUAAGCAACAUUUUAUUUGAAAUGUGGCAUUAUGCAUUUUCUAGAUCCUUUAAUAACAUUAAGUGACUCGUCACACAUACAUGAUGCUAAGAAUUACUGAAAUAGAAUCAUUUAACACUCUGAAGUUUGAGGACAUUUAGAUGUUUCAUUGUCCAAAUACCUGAGUUCAAAAAUGUAUCUGGUCUCCUGAAGAGACUCUGUUUGCCAGGGCAGGACUGCUUCUAUCACCUUUCUCUCCUGCUUGCAUUGGGUGUGUCAUACUUGAUUUUCAGUAACAGGGCUGUGAGCACUUCAUUGUCAAGCCUGAUGGCAGAGUAUCACUCUGUCAUUUUUUUACUUCAGAAGCUGCUAAUCAGUGAUGCAGAGGGUGACUCAAUUCUUUAUCCUCAGUGAAUCAAUCCUGUUUACGAACAAGUGUGCCUGUGUCACAGAGAUAUAUAUAAAUCAGUCACAAAAGGCUGGAAGCAUUUUAAAGCUUUCCAAACCGACUUAUACAUAGUCAAUGCAUAUUCUGAGUUUCAUGAUAAGUAAUGCUUCAGUUCCUGCUCUUUUGUUCUUACUGUGUACUUCACGUAUUUGUAUAUGAUUGCUUGAAAAUCACAAGGCUACAGCUACCUCAAAUCACAGUUUUACCCCUGUUUCUUUUCUCUCAUGGUAUAAAUUACUAAGUAGUGUACUUCAUCAACUCUAACAAGAAUAAGCCAUAAAAUCUCUUCCCCCAACAAUUUUAAAACUUCCACCAGCAGUUUUUUUGAAAUUUGUGCUUUAUGUGGUCUUCUUCUCAGUCUAGAAAAGAACUAACUUCGAUGGAAAUAUGUAGAAAUUAUGCUGAAAUAUUUUAGCAAUAUAGCUUUAUUUAACAUAGAGUUGAAAUAAUAAAAAAAUAGGAAAGUCAGUUUUUCUUUCCUUGCCUUUCUGAACGUGCACACAGCUGGUAAGUUUGCAUAAUGGUCUUAGUAAUUGAGAGAAAUAACUUCACCAACAUACCCAAGGUCCAAAUAUUGUAAAAUAUUGAUGUAUUAAUUUUACAGUUUUAUGGGAAAAAAAUACGAGAUUUAUCCAAUAGCAAGGGUACACUCUUCAAUACCAUAAAUUCCCACUAGAUGGAAGCACCUUAGCUACUAUAACAGAAGGAAGUACAACAGUUUAAAACACAUGCCAUGGAAAAGUAUCAAUGCUGGAAGAAUUUUGAGGGAAACGUUUUAUUUUGCCCAGAUUCAGCUAUCAGCUAAAAAUUAAAAAUCACAGAAAUAGAUACUAUGAGCCAUAUGAGCCAUCUAAUAAAACUCAGUGUCAAGCAGCUGUGCUGGUGUCCUUGGGUUUAUAUGUAUGCUGUAUGCUGCAGCUUUGGAAUUCUUUUGGAAGCCCUGCAGAAUUCAGAACACAACAAAAAUUUUCUCUAAAUCCCAUUUAUAUUUAGUCAUUAUAUCAAAAAAUAUUUCCAAAGUAAAUGGAUAGAUUCUCUGCUUGAAGAAUUUCCCCUUCAAUUCAAGGUUUUAUGCAGCUUUCAGGUAUGUUAGCUAUUACAAAGGUGAUUUUUCUUGACUUUUCUUGACUUUUCUUGACUUUUCUUGUUCUGAAUAGAAAUUUAAGUGACUAGCUUAACAAACAUGAUCAGUCACUGUCUUCAUAAUGCUUCCAUCCUACAAACCUCAUGUAACAUUUCACAGGAUUAUUAGUAACCAAAAAUUUUGAUCUCUGCUAACUUGUAUUAAUGGGUUCAUCCUUGCUCCAGGUGGCAUUCCCCCACAGGCGAUGAUCCCUCAGUGCAUCACUGACAAAGUGGAUAACAUCAGAAAGGAAAAUAAAAUAUAGAAGUCAGCCUUCAGAACCUUUUUCACUUAGAGAUGUGAUUUUUUUAGAUAUUAUCAAUGAAUCUUCAUGUGGAUUCCUUAGAGAACAUUGCUGACAAGGUGGCAUUUAAAAAAGAGGUAUUUUUAUUUGAAAAUAUUUUCCCAACAAAAAUCUGUUCCUUAGCACUUUGAUUUCUAUAAGUGUGUUCUGCAAGUACCUUGUUUUAAGACUAAAAAUGGUGGAUUUAACUAGAAAAAGGAAAAGCAAUAGGAGAAUGAUAAAAAUGAAUCUGUAGGAUGAAGAAAUAUGAUGAAAGGCUGCCUUCAGUGGCUGUUGGAGUAGAAGGAAAUCACUGUUUGCACCACUAGCUUGUGCUACUAUACCUAGAUGUUUUAAGUGGCAAUGAAAUGAGAAGGGAUUGAUGCCACAGUCAAAGAGCUAUGGAACUACCCUCCUCUUUACAUGCCUUUAAAUGCCUUUACAAUUUUGGCAGUUUCACUGUGAGAUUGACAACGUUAAUAAAUGUGAUAGUGCAUAAAGCAAACAAAAAGGGAACUAUUCUUAACUUGAAAACUUACUGAAUGCUGGUUUUUUAGUGAUACAAGGGAGCUCGCUCGGUUUUUUAGUGAUACAAGGUAGGUUCCUUGUGAAGUCUUUCUAAUGCUUUAAUUUCUUUUUUAUGAAAACUGCCUUAGAAUUUCAAGGAAUAAUUACAUCUAAUAGAGCUUUAGCUCCUUUCAAUGAUACAAUGAGUUCAGAGAUAAGCUAACCAUAUUCCAGUCUUCCAGAUAUUUCCUUCUAUUUAGUUGUGUAGGUUCAAACAUGACAUACUUUUUGAAGCAAGAUUUUGAAACAGUCUUGACAUAGCUUAGCUGGUAAGACUUCCAGAAGAUACAAAAUUACUGUGAACACUGUCAUUUCAGAGCAGAUUUGCAUUUGUGCUUAAGCAUUGUAUGUAUUGGUUUUGACAGAAAUCACUAAAUUUCUGUUUGAAAAAACCUGAAUGUUCCUGUCAUGUUGAACUCCACCAAACCAUGUUGUGAAAUCUUAACAGACAAAUUUUCUAAACUAUUUGUUCUUUUUCAUUACUUUGAACAUUGUCCCUGCAUAUUCUGGUGGGCAAACAGGAACAUGCAUGGAAACCUAGCUUUAUGAAUGGGAGUUUAUUAAAUGAGAGUGUUCAUGUUCCUGAUUAGGGGAAAGAUUUGCAAUCCAUUAUGUUUUCCUCCCUCUGCCAGCCCUCUGCCCCUCCUCUUGCCUCACCCGAGACACCCCCACCCCCGAAGGCAGUCUCUGCAGGUGAGGCCCCAGCCCAGCCCGGGCUGACACUGGGCGCUGCUGCAGAGAGAGGUGGGGCUGCCACAGCUCCCUCCACCCUUCCCCAGACCCGAGUUCAGCUGCUGCUGCUGCUGCUCUGCCAGUGGCAGAGUCCUCCCUGUGCACUGUAACCUCGGCAUCCUCGGAGCAUCCAGCAGCUGCCAGGCACUUGCAGCCCUCUCAUGAAUGUCUUUCUUUAUCUCCAAGUGGCUGACUUCUGUUUUUCAAGGCUACUGUUUUCCAUCUCCUUGCUUAAAUACUGUAUCUUCUUCAAGUAUGGAAUUUGUAUGGAAACGAUGGUGGUAUCUUCAGCUGGGCUGUAUGUUAUUAGUGAAUUUGGUUUAUGCCAAUCUAGAGUAUCAAAAAGAAACUCCUCCAAGCUUGCGUGAGAUUGACCAUCAGUGCUGGGAGGUAUCGUCCCAUGGGCUGGUGGAAAUGAAGAAACUCAAGGUGGCAGAUACAGUCAUUGCUCUCUGGGACUUCAUGAUGUUCCUAAAGGAAUCCCCUAAGCCCAAGCACAAUGAACUCUUCAAUGAUUUAGCCCAGAACUUCUGGGAUAUGUAUGUAGACUGUGUGCUCUCAAGAUCCCAUGGAAUGGGCAGAAGACAAUUAACAUCUCCCAAAUAUUCUUCCACAUACUCACACAGAACUUUAGAAGGGUCUGCUUUCACCAAUCCAUUUUAGGCCAAAAGGGGAGAAAAUGAAGAUCCUUAAAAAAGGCAACAUCAAAAUGAAGGAGUACAAAGGAGUACAAUGUGUAUUGUAGAUGUUUGGACAAAUCUUUUGGCAUGGUGCAACCCUUUUUGUUUUCUUUUCUUUUUGUAUAAAGUACUUAAUCACUCCUAAACUUAUAAGUACAUGAACUCCCACACUAUCCCUUUUGCUUUCCUGUCUUGCAGUCUACUAAGCUUGCCUUUUCCUCCCUCCAUGUGUGAAUGUGUUCUGAGUCAACACCUUUGUUUUCCCAUAUAAACUUUAAAGUCUGGAUGUGUCAUAUUUUUGCAGAGUCUUGUAUUUUCCAAUAAUUCUCUUUUUAAAAGUUAAUUUUGAUGGAAACCCGAAGUAUUUUUAUACAUUAUUCAACAGAGAAAAUGUGAACAAAUUUAUUUUAUACAUUGUCUUGCACAUACUAUUAACCUUAAGAACUGGAAAAAAAAAGGAAGAGGUGAGACAUUAAGUUAAAGGGAAGGAUUAUGCUCAUUGUAAUGUCCUGUGCAGUCUAGACUUUGUAUUUUAUCAUUGCUUAGUCUAAGCUAUGGAUUAAUUAAAAUAUUUUUCUAAGCAGCAAGGUCUGAAUAGCGGUAGUUUUCUUGUCCAUUAACCUGUUA
Molecule: messenger RNA, 7220 nt
Organism: Passer domesticus (house sparrow)
Lineage: Eukaryota; Metazoa; Chordata; Aves; Passeriformes; Passeridae
Gene: FAM237B
Product: family with sequence similarity 237 member B
Exons: 3
Coding region: 6079-6576 (165 amino acids)
Source: RefSeq, a predicted model, not a curated record